This is a messenger RNA of Thrips palmi, 3016 nucleotides long. RefSeq names its product ATP-binding cassette sub-family F member 2. The record is from RefSeq and is a predicted model, not a curated record. The transcript is spliced from 12 exons. Bases 141 to 2009 code for a protein of 622 amino acids. Gene Ontology annotation, molecular function: ATP hydrolysis activity; ATP binding. NCBI's taxonomy places the organism in Eukaryota, Metazoa, Arthropoda, Insecta, Thysanoptera, Thripidae.
CUCCCCUUUCCCUCCCCGCUCCUUCCUUUCCCCUCCCUCUCCGUUCAUCUUUCGCAGGACAAAAGUUUGACGGCUGCUAAAAUAAGAUUGACACGUGAAAAUUGGCUUGAUUGGAAUUUAUUUAUUUAUCAACUCUCAACAUGCCUUCUGACUCUAAAAAGAAACAGGCUGCAAAGAAAAAGGAUCAGGCAAAGGCAAGAGCAGCACCAGCCAAGAAGCCUGAGCAAAAUGGGGCCAGCAAUGGAGUCAAUGGAACCUCCAAAGAAGCUAGGGAAAUGACAGUGGAAGAGGCCCUGUGUGCAAAGUUGGAGGCUGAUGCUAAAUUGAAUGCAGAAGCAAGGUCUUGCACAGGAAGUCUUGCCACAUACCCUCAGAGUAGGGAUGUCAAAAUAGACAAUUUUUCAAUCACUUUCCACGGCUGUGAGCUCAUUCAUGACACCUUGCUUGAGUUGUCAUGUGGACGUCGGUAUGGUCUCUUAGGCCUCAAUGGAUGUGGUAAAUCCACUCUUCUUUCUGUCCUGGGUAACCGUGAAGUUCCUAUCCCAGAGCAUAUAGAUAUUUUCCAUCUCUCCAGAGAGAUGCCUGCUUCAGAAAAGACAGCCCUUCAGUGUGUCAUGGAAGUUGAUGAAGAAAGAGUCCGUCUUGAGAGACAGGCUGAACAGCUAGUAGCCAAUGAAGAUGAUGAUUCGCAGGAGCAACUUAUGGACAUUUAUGAGCGUCUUGAUGAAAUGAGUGCCGAUACAGCACAAGCUAGAGCAGCUCACCUUCUUCAUGGUCUUGGUUUCACAAGGGAAAUGCAAAACAAGAUGACCAAGGAUUUUUCUGGUGGUUGGCGUAUGCGCAUUGGCCUGGCAAGAGCGUUGUAUGUUAAGCCUCACCUCCUAUUGCUGGAUGAACCCACUAAUCACUUGGAUUUGGAUGCCUGUGUGUGGUUGGAAGAAGAACUUAAAACGUACAAGCGAAUUCUUGUGAUCAUUUCACAUUCUCAAGAUUUCCUAAAUGGUGUCUGCACAAAUAUUAUGCAUUUAGACAAAAAGCAGCUUAAAUACUACACUGGUAAUUAUGAAUCAUUUGUGCGAACCCGCAUGGAGUUGUUAGAGAAUCAGAUGAAGCAGUACAACUGGGAACAAGACCAAAUUGCGCACAUGAAGAACUACAUAGCUCGCUUUGGUCACGGCAGUGCUAAACUUGCCAGACAAGCUCAGAGUAAAGAGAAGACGCUUGCCAAAAUGGUUGCUUCUGGCCUAACUGAGAAAGUUACAAACGAUAAAAUACUCAAUUUCUACUUCCCCUCUUGUGGCACCAUACCACCUCCAGUUAUUAUGGUGCAGAAUGUGAGCUUCAGAUACAAUGACACCACAAGUUAUAUUUACAAAAAUCUUGAGUUUGGAAUAGACUUGGAUACUAGGCUGGCUCUUGUGGGUCCCAAUGGUGCUGGAAAGAGUACUCUGCUUAAGUUGUUGUAUGGUGAUCUGAUACCCACUGAAGGUAUGAUUAGGAAGAAUUCGCACUUGCGUAUAGCUCGCUAUCAUCAGCAUUUGCAUGAACUUCUUGACUUAGAUCUGUCUCCAUUGGAGUACAUGAUGAAGUCUUUCCCCGAGGUUAAGGAACGUGAGGAAAUGAGGAAAAUCAUUGGCCGCUAUGGUUUGACUGGUCGUCAGCAGGUUUGUCCGAUCAGGCAACUUUCCGAUGGACAGAGAUGUCGAGUUGUGUUUGCCUACUUGGCAUGGCAAGCGCCCCACCUUCUUCUGCUUGACGAACCUACCAAUCACUUGGACAUGGAAACAAUUGAUGCAUUGGCUGACGCUGUUAAUGAUUUUGAAGGCGGUUUGGUUCUUGUUAGUCACGACUUCAGACUUAUCAAUCAGGUUGCUGAAGAGAUCUGGAUUUGUGAAAAGGGUACUGUAACCAAGUGGGAGGGUGGCAUUCUUGAUUACAAGGAACAUCUUAAAACCAAGGUUCUCAAGGAGAAUGCUAAAUCAGAGAAGGAACUUGGCCGAAGAAAGUGAUGAAUUUACCUGUGCUUAAAUAAUGCUGAAAAUUCCAACUAACUAAAUCAAUAAAUCAUGAAUGGACUGGGAAUACUUCCUCAUUUUAUCCCUUUUGGAGUGAACUGGUUUCCAAGCUGUAACACUGCUCAGAAAGGAUCUUCGAUUUUACAAAAUCAAACUGUGAACAGUAGAUAACAUGCAACAUGUAGCAUGCACAGAACAUUCAGUACUGGUACUUGUUGGAUUAGAGGUGAUUUGUCUUGUGAGGGUUAUUAUUUGUGGCUUAGUCAUGAUGGUAGUCCUCAUGCUGUGUAAUGUGCCGGAUGUCAGGAGCUGUUCUCGUAAUGUUAUGAUUAUUCAAGUGAUUUUAAGUUACCACUCAUGCAACUGUUUCAUUUACUCCCGCUGGUAAUGCUUGAAAUUGAAUUGAAUUAGUUGUUUCACAAUUAUCAGGAACAAAGAAAUGACUGUCAGGCAAAGUUCUCGCUUACUUGUUUUAAAAACUUGUAGAAAGAAUAUUGGAAGAUGACUUGUGAUGUAGGCACAAUUAUGGUUUCUAAAAUCUAGAUUGGUUGUCUGCACAUGUGCCUGUAACUAUGAUGCCUGUUUUGCCUCUCUUCAUACUAGUUUGGUCUGUGAUCAUAAAUAUCUAGUGCUAAGUGUGUUGUAGAUGUCCCUGAAGACCAAACACCUGCCUGGCAGGAUUUCCAAACAAUGUUGUGUAAUGUAUUUUCUGUUUUAAUGAUGCUGGUCUUGCCAUUUUGAAUGAAAGUGGCUCUGAGCUUUUAUCCAUUAUUCCUGAAGGCUGAACUGUGUUGUUAAAGUUGUAGGUACACGUUGAGUUUUGUAGACUUCAAAGUUUUUCUGAGUCAACACAAUAUUUGCAUACUGAAAUAAUAUUAAUUAAAAUGUUUUGCUGUCAGAUUUGUUGUUGUUGUUACAUCAAAAACUCUUUUAACAGAAAAAUGUUAUGAUCUGUAUACCCCUUUAUUUAAGAAGAAAUAAAAAGCAUAGACAUAAUGGCA